Molecule: messenger RNA, 864 nt
Organism: Blepharisma stoltei
Lineage: Eukaryota; Ciliophora; Heterotrichea; Heterotrichida; Blepharismidae
Source: the annotation of a GenBank genome assembly
AUGAAUAAAAAACUCAGUAUAAAUGGAAAUGAUUUCUUCCUAAUUGAAAGAGGGAACUCACCUUCAUUUCUCACUGAAGAUAAGCUUAAAUGUUCUAUCUGUAUGAGUAUUAUGAAUAGAGAAGAAGGAGAAAGUCAUCAAUGCCAGUCUCCAAUGGCUCAACCACACUUUGCUAAUUUUACUCACUCUGAAAAGAAAGGUAUGUUUAUUUGCAAGACUUGCGGAAAAGAAAUACAUCAGCUUAUGGUCAGACCUCAUGCAAAUAUUCAUAAUUCAAAUAAAUCAAAAGAAUCACCUAUUCCUAAGCACGUUGCUAAAAAAUCUGCAGGAGUCCAAGGAAAAAUUGAACAGGAAGAGUUGUUAAUAAUAAAUUCGAAAAAUCCUCUAGAGCAAAAUAACUUUAAUAGGAUUGUAGUUGAAGAGUCAGCCUUACAGCAGAAUGGCAGACCAGAUCCUGUGAAUUCUUUAAAUAUUCUGCCAAGAAUAAUUGAGGAAUAUCAAAUAGCAAAGAAAAAGCCAAAUAGUGAUGGAAGCUUGGAAGAGCGAGAGCCUAAUGAAAUAAUGAGAGAAAGCAAAGAAAAAGAAGCAAAUAAAUCGCAAGAAAAUGCUAUAAAAAUAAUAAAUGAUCGUGAAAUGCUGCCAGAAAGAUCUUUUAUAAGGGCAGAUAUAAAUUUACCUGAAAACCCUAAACUUCCUUUAAAAAGACAAAGAAAUGCUACAAAAUCUCCUACUCUAAAAAUUAUUAAACAAGCUCGACGAAUACAGAUCAUUCUUGAAAGAUUAGUUACAGUUAAUAAAAGAGUUAUAUCAGCAGAUACUAAAGCAGCAUUCAAGAAAUUAUAUAAAUUGGCUUUUAUUAACUAA